CCAAAUGGCUCAAAUUUUAGUGUGUUUGGAUGAAACCUUACGUGUCUAUCAACAAAGGCCUCUUUAUCAUGCAAAUUCAAAAUGAUCAACACGUAACAACCCCUCCAUCUACUUGUCUUAACUCCAUCUAUUAUAUUACUCAUAUCUCUCCUCUCUGCUUUUCCACUCUUCAUCUACAAUCCUUAACAACAAAAAGAAGAAGAAUGCAGACUCAGCCUCGUCAUGAGCAGCAGCUUUCUCGUCAGGUGGCCAAGACCACCACUGCUGUCACUGUUGGUGGUUCACUCAUGGUGCUUUCCGGGUUAACUCUGGCGGCUACCGUUAUCGGUCUAGCUAUAGUUACCCCUUUGCUGGUGAUUUUCAGCCCUGUUUUGGUACCUGCUGUUAUAACUCUUGGGUUGAUCCUUGGUGGGUUUUUGGCUUCUGGUGGUUUUGGAGCUACUGCUUCUUUUGUUUUCUACUGGAUGUACAGAUAUGUCACGGGGAAGCACCCGAUCGGAGCAACCAAGAUCGAUUACGCGAGGGAUAAGAUUGCACAUGCGGCAAAUGAUGUCAAGGAGAAGGCGGAGCAGUUGGGGCACCAAGCACAGCAGCAGAUUAAGGGUUGAAGAGAGAUUCAGUAGCUCUUUUUAUUUUUAAUGCAAGCAUGUACCUUUUAAUCGUUUGUUUGAGAAUGUUGGUUUUUGUGGUAGAUAUCAAUGGUUCUGUAACUUGAUUUACUAAUUAACGAGUCUGUUAUUAAAAUACCCAAAUCCUUGUUAGUUCCUUGCUUCCUUUAAGCUUUUAGUUGA
Solanum tuberosum (potato) is the source of this 791-nucleotide messenger RNA. Its product is annotated as oleosin 1-like. Lineage: Eukaryota; Viridiplantae; Streptophyta; Magnoliopsida; Solanales; Solanaceae. The transcript has a single exon. Gene Ontology annotation, biological process: sexual reproduction; lipid storage. The record is from RefSeq and is a predicted model, not a curated record. Gene Ontology annotation, cellular component: monolayer-surrounded lipid storage body; membrane; extracellular region. The coding region runs from base 30 to 608 and encodes 192 amino acids.